This is a messenger RNA of Leucoraja erinaceus (little skate), 2880 nucleotides long. Its product is annotated as leucine-rich repeat-containing G-protein coupled receptor 5-like. Gene Ontology annotation, cellular component: membrane. Lineage: Eukaryota; Metazoa; Chordata; Chondrichthyes; Rajiformes; Rajidae. Gene Ontology annotation, biological process: G protein-coupled receptor signaling pathway. The transcript is spliced from 18 exons. Gene Ontology annotation, molecular function: G protein-coupled receptor activity; protein-hormone receptor activity; protein binding. The coding region runs from base 135 to 2843 and encodes 902 amino acids. The record is from RefSeq and is a predicted model, not a curated record.
GGGCCGCUUACUUAAAGGGGCCGCUGGAACAUCGGCUCUGAGACUUGGAGCUGGGGUCCGGCGCGGCAUGUGGCAGCCUCGCUGGAGUCAGGGAAUUGACAGUGAGGAGCCCAAUUGCGACUGCCCUUAGAGACAUGUGGCGGACGCGGCUACCGCACCUACCCUUGCUGCUGGCUCUGCUGCUCUGCUACCCCUCCUUGCAGACCAGGAGAGGCGACUGUCCGGCCCCCUGCCUGUGCGAGGACGAUGGUGUGUUGGUGCGAGUGGACUGCUCGGACCGAGGGUUGACCACCAUCCCUGCAAAUCUCAGCAGCCUCACCUCCUACCUAGACCUCAGCAUGAACAACAUCACUGAGCUGCCCCAGAAAGGUCUCCACAACAUCCAUUUCUUAGAGGAGCUGCGUCUUGCCGGAAAUGACUUGACAAACAUCCCCACGGGAGCAUUUGACGGUCUUUACAACCUUAAAGUCCUCAUGUUGCAGAAUAAUCAGUUGCAGAAGGUUCCCGAGGAGGCACUACAGAAUUUGCAGAGUCUCCAGUCACUGCGACUGGAUGCCAAUCACAUCUCCAUUGUGCCAGCAAGCUGUUUCGACGGCCUGGAUUCACUGAGGCACCUGUGGCUGGAUGACAAUGCUCUGACAGAUAUUCCCGUCAAAGCCCUGAGCACUUUGCCUUUCCUGCAAGCCAUGACCUUGGCACUGAACAGAAUUACUCACAUCCCAGACAAUGCAUUUGGGAACCUUUCCAGCUUAGUGGUUCUGCAUCUCCAUAACAAUCACAUCCGCUCCCUGGGAAAAAAAUCCUUUGAUGGUCUCCACAGCCUCGAAACUUUAGACUUGAACUAUAACAAUCUGGAUGAAUUUCCUGUUGCUGUGAAGGUUUUAGCCAAUCUCAAAGAACUGGGGUUUCACAGCAACAACAUAGAGUCGAUCCCUGAUCAUGCAUUCUCUGGCAAUCCGUCACUUGUAACAAUCCACUUCUACGACAACCCCAUUCAGUUUGUUGGCAAGUCAGCUUUCCAACAUUUACCUGAGUUACGCACACUCUCACUUAAUGGAGCCACAAAAAUAACAGAAUUUCCUGACCUUAUUGGAGCCAUAAAUCUGGAAAGUCUGACUUUGACGGGAACACAAAUUACAUCCCUUCCAAGCACCAUUUGCAAGCAGUUACCAAAUCUUCAAGUCUUAGAUCUGUCUUACAACUGGAUCGAGCAACUACCAAGUCUCUACGACUGCCGAAAGCUUCAGAAGCUUGACCUGCAUCACAAUAAGAUUAAUGAAAUCCAGCAGGACACUUUCUGGCAGCUCACCGCCCUGCGAUCACUUGACCUCAGCUGGAACAAGAUUGCAUUUAUUCAUCCGGAAUCAUUUAUUUCUUCACCAUCCUUAAUCAAACUUGAUCUCACCUUCAACCUCUUGACAUCUCUUCCUCUGUCUGGGCUAAGUGGCUUAACACACCUGAAAGUAACAGGCAACCAGGCUCUGCAAGACUUGCUGCCUGUUGAGACCCUCCAAAACUUGAGGCUGCUGGAGAUGCCAUAUGCUUACCAAUGCUGUGCCUACAGCUCUUGUGAAGGUUCCUACAAACUUGCACAUCAGUGGGAGGAGAUGGAGAGAAAUAGUGAUGAUGAAACUCAUAAACGGGAUGCUGGAAUGCUAUCAGGACAAGAUGAUCAAGAACUCGAUGAUUUAUUAAUGGAAUUUGAAGAGGAUCCAAAAAUCCAUUCUGUCCAAUGCACUCCAACACCAGGACCCUUCAAGCCUUGUGAACAUCUGUUUGGCAGCUGGAUGAUACGCCUUGGUGUAUGGACCAUUGUUUUGCUCUCUCUGGUUUGCAACGGCUUGGUUGGCACAACCAUAUUUGGAUCUCCAGCACCUAUUUCCCCACCCAAACUUCUCAUAGGUCUGCUGUCAGUGGCAAACACGCUAAUGGGUCUCUACAGUGGUAUAUUGGCAAUUGUGGAUCUAUUAACAUUAGGCAGAUUCGCAAAAUACGGAGCGCGAUGGGAGAAUGGAAUUGGCUGUCAAGUUGCAGGCUUUCUCUCAGUCUUUGCUUCCGAGCUGUCCAUUUACCUCCUCACGGUUGCAACUGUUGAACGCAGCCUGUCCUCAAAAUACGAUACAAGGCAAGGGAAAACCCUAGGUAGUGUCAAGGUAGCAUCAAUGUUUUGCAUGAUUCUGGCAUGCGUCGUUGCAAUGCUUCCUCUGUUCCACAUUGGAGAUUACAGCAUUUCUCCACUUUGCUUUCCUUUACCCUUUGGAGAAUCCUCCACUUUAGGCUUUCUUGUGGCUUUGGUCCUGUUGAACUCCCUUUGCUUCCUUGUCAUGACGAUAACCUACACAAAGCUCUACUGCGGUUUGGAAAAGGGAGACUUGCACAGCUUUUGGGACACUUCGAUGGUCAAACAUAUUGCCUGGCUGCUGUUCACCAACUGCAUUCUAUAUUGCCCUGUGGCUUUCCUGUCAUUCUCCUCCUUGCUGAACCUCAUGGUUAUUAGUCCUGACGUAGUCAAGUCAAUACUUCUCGUGAUCCUCCCAUUGCCUGGAUGCCUGAAUCCCUUGCUCUACAUUCUUUUUAACCCGCACUUCAAAGAUGAUCUCGGACUGCUGAGAAAGAAUAGGCGUUUGCAGAAGAGAUCGAAGCAGAGAAGCUUGGCCUCCAUAAACUCAGAAGAUGCCGAGAAGCAGUCUUGUGAUUCCACUCAAGAACUAGUGGCACGUCUCGGCAUCCACACCGCCUCUGGCACAUCCUGUAACUCAGUAAACAACUUUCCAGUGCAGACCACAUACCAGAUGAUGGAGACCUGUCAACAAGCAUCAGGAACGUUUGCUCACUGCCACUAAUGCAUUCAAGAUGAAACUGUUCCAGACAUUUUUUUUU